AUGGGAGGCGUGAUUUUCAAGAGUGUUGUGAGUGAGUUGGUUGCUGUGUUUAUUGUCGAUGUGGUGCAGGCGAUACUUUCGUAUGCUGUGGGGCCAUAUGAACGGGCAUUUGAUGAGUAUGAUGUAUCUAUAUCAAAACCGCAUGCGACGCAGGAGACCAUUUCGUAUGUUGAGGUGAUAGGGUUGGCUAUUGUUGUUCCACUGAUUUGUUUGUAUGUGGCAUUACAUAUCAGUUCUUCCAGAGGCAGCGAGGUGUAUUUCUAUGUGGUAUUUAUGCUGUCGUGCUUCACAACGUUUGCAGCAACAGAAGCAAUGAAGAAUGUGUUUGGAAGGCUUAGGCCUGACUUUCUGAGUAGAUGCAUACCUGUGAAUGGAAUAUGUACAGGGCAGCAACCGAUUGUCACGGAAGGAAGGCGAAGCUUUCCGUCAGGACAUAUGUCGAUGGUGGUGUGUGGAGCGAGUUUUUUUAUGUUUUUUGCAUGGAGAGAGUUUAAGCUGCACCUGCAUAGCAAGAUUUGGAGAUUUAUUGUUUUUGCGGUUGUCUGGCUGCUGCUAUUUAUUGGAUCUAUGAUUAUUGGGAUGAGUCGUGUUGCAGACAACAGGCACUUUGUUUCUGAUGUAGUUGGAGGAGCAAUAGUUGGAGGACUGUCUGCAGCAGUUGGGUUCAGGUAUCUUGACAGGAUUGUUGAGUUGCAAAAGAGCAAGAAUACGGGCAGAAGAGCGCAGGCAGUGGAUGUUUAG
Molecule: messenger RNA, 741 nt
Organism: Ordospora pajunii
Lineage: Eukaryota; Fungi; Microsporidia; Ordosporidae
Product: PAP2 superfamily protein
Exons: 1
Coding region: 1-741 (246 amino acids)
Biological process (GO): phospholipid metabolic process
Molecular function (GO): phosphatidate phosphatase activity
Source: RefSeq, a predicted model, not a curated record